Penicillium argentinense is the source of this 1191-nucleotide messenger RNA. RefSeq lists its product as uncharacterized. NCBI's taxonomy places the organism in Eukaryota, Fungi, Ascomycota, Eurotiomycetes, Eurotiales, Aspergillaceae. The record is from RefSeq and is a predicted model, not a curated record. Bases 1 to 1191 code for a protein of 396 amino acids. The transcript is spliced from 5 exons. Gene Ontology annotation, molecular function: O-methyltransferase activity.
AUGUCGACGACUUCUAUCAUUGAUUUGACUGAUCAGAUCAGAAAGGAGGCUUUGAAUGAAUCCAAUGGCCCUCAGGGAGGCCAAAGUCAUGCUCGUGUGCUUCAACUUGUUGAUGAGCUCAAGUUGGCCGUGGAAACACCCACAGAAACUAUCCUGCGGCUGAUUUACCAGCCACCGGAAAAUGCUGCCUUGCGCACUGUUGCAGAUCUUGACGUCUUUCCGAUAUUGAUGAGCUCCGAGUCUAAGAAAGGCACUUCAGCUACAGAAAUUGCCAAACUGACUGGGGCCGACCGAGGUCUAAUCAUCCGUCUUAUGAGGGUUAUGGCUUCUCUUGGGCUCUGCACCAGUUCUGAGCCUGAAGUAUACAGGGCAACAGAGAAGACAGCCAGUAUGACCCAGCCAAUUGGGAAGGAUGGAGUUCCUUGCAUCUAUGACUUGACCCUACCUACGCUCUCUAAGCUCCCCGAAUACCUUCGAAGACACAAUUAUAUCAAUCCACAAGAAUAUGCCACCUCCCCAAUGAAAUGGGCUGUUGGCCAAAGCCAGUUCGAAUGGCUUGCCGGAAACAAGAAGCACCAGGACUUGUUCAAUUCCUACAUGUCGAGUCGACGCGAAGGGAAGCCCAACUGGUUUAGUGUAUAUCCCAUUCAGAGGCUUGUGGAGGGAGCUUCAGACCAUCCUGAUGCUAUCUUUCUGGUCGAUAUCGGAGGCAACCAAGGCCAUGACCUGGCAAGGCUUCAUGCAGAAUACCCUGCCUAUCCUGGAAGGUUGAUGUUGCAGGACCUGCCCAAUAUCAUCUCCAGUGUUGAUCGACCCGGCAUUGAGAAGUCGGCAUAUAGCUUCCUCGACCCGCAGCCGAUCAAGAAUGCCCGCGCUUACUACUUCCGAGCCAUAUUCCAUGACUGGCCCGACCGGAUUUGCCAUAAGAUACUACUGAAUACUGUCUCCGCCAUGAAUCCACUGUAUUCCCGAAUUAUUAUCGUCGAUUUCGUUCUACCGGACACUGACGUCCCCCGCAUGCAGUCGGCAAUGGACAUUCAGAUGAUGAGCAUCGGCGCCGGCGUCGAGAGAUCUAAGCAGCAGUGGGUUAACCUUUUAGCCAGUGUAGGCUUACAAAUUAACGGAAUAUGGAAUACUGGUCUGGGGAUGGAAUCCAUCAUCGAAGCGGUCCCUGUCGCGGAUCUUUCGUGA